Colletes gigas is the source of this 818-nucleotide messenger RNA. It is a transcript of the gene CPR14, whose product is annotated as endocuticle structural glycoprotein SgAbd-1-like. Gene Ontology annotation, cellular component: chitin-based extracellular matrix. The record is from RefSeq and is a predicted model, not a curated record. The transcript is spliced from 4 exons. Gene Ontology annotation, molecular function: structural constituent of chitin-based larval cuticle. The coding region runs from base 103 to 534 and encodes 143 amino acids. NCBI's taxonomy places the organism in Eukaryota, Metazoa, Arthropoda, Insecta, Hymenoptera, Colletidae.
GUCGUGUAUAUAAAGAGCCGAAGCAUCUGACGAAGAAGCACAAGUAUCAACCCAUCUGCAUCCUAACCGCUUCAUCGUCGGUGUCCGUGUGACAGAGAGAUUAUGUUCACUAUCAAGGUGUUGGUGGCGGUCGUACUUUGUACGACAGGGACAUUAGGGGCACCUCAACGACCCAGUGGCGGGGCUGACAAAGAUGCGGUGAUCACGUCCCAGCAGCUCGAAGUAAACUUCGAUGGCAAUUACGUCAAUAACUUCGAGACGAGCAACGGGAUCAGCCACCAAGAAUCAGGCCAGCCUAAGCAAGUGGACAACGAGACCCCGGUGGUCUCGCAGGGUUCGGAUUCUUACACGGCGCCGGAUGGCCAACAAGUCAGCAUCACGUACAUAGCCGACGAGAAUGGCUUCCAAGUGCAAGGAUCUCACAUCCCCACGGCACCGCCGAUACCACCAGAGAUCCAAAGGGCGCUCGAGUGGAACGCGGCUCAUCCCGAGGAGGACGACGGCGGUCAACCACGACCACCUGGCCGAGGUUAAUCAGCCCAACUAUACCUCAAACGUGACCUGAUUUCGAGCCAGCCAUGGACAGAACCGACCCCGAGCCUCCGAUGCAACCAUAAAAAUAAAUAUAGCGUGGUAUAUUAAUCUAGGAUUAUACGUAACAGAAAAAAAAAUAUGGCGCGAGCCGAUCCGGUGUAUAUUAACUAUAUACUUCGAGAUUCUUUAUCAUACCUUGUAUAGAAGAAAGUAAUGCGCACUGUUCAGCAGCUUACGACAGGAUCGUGCCGAUGCGUGCACGCUGCUUUCACACGUAAAACGCG